GGUGUAGUGAUAUGUCAGAGAGUUGUUUUUUUUCUUGUUAGAGUGCAUGUAGGUAGAGGGCCAAUUAGCGCUGUCCAGGCAGAGGAUCAGGGGUUAUGCAGCUGCAUCGGGGGAAAAUGAAAACUCCUCCUAGAAGCUUUAUUCAGUGCUCUGCUGGACACUGAUAGAAGUCACAAGACUGCUCUAACUGCUGAUGAGAAAAGGUAUUUUGCAGUUUAUAUUUACUAAAAUAUUUGCAUUUCCAUAGUUUGUGUACUGUGGGAGACCAGAUAUAGUGAAUGCAGGGUCCUGGG
Staurois parvus is the source of this 293-nucleotide messenger RNA. The record is from the annotation of a GenBank genome assembly. Lineage: Eukaryota; Metazoa; Chordata; Amphibia; Anura; Ranidae.